UCUGGAUAUAGGAACAAAUUUCAACCCAACACGCUUCAAUAUUCCCUCUCUCUAUCUCUUUUUUCUUUUUUUUUUUUUUUUUUCAUUCUCCUAAUAAUCUUAAUUCUUUGCUCAGAUCAAAUUUUCCGGCCGUCGUUUCGUUUCGGAAACUUCGGUUUCUCGUUUUCAUGGUGGAGUUUCCUUUCAAUUUCAAUAUUGAUUGAUUCUGUGAUGAUGAUGGAUGGAUGAGACUCUUAACUAAACCAGAAACUCCAAAAGGGAAAAGAAAAAAAUUUCUCUACUUGUGUAUUUGAUUUUGGGACAUUCUUCUUCUUCUUCUUCUUCUAGCUAAUGUAAAUUGACCCACUUCCAAAAAUUUUCUUGUAAUUCUUUGAGGACGAAAUUCCGGCUGUUCUUCGUUUUCUCAAGGAAUAUUCCGCAGUUUUUUGAUCUGGGUUCUUCUUAAUUUAUUGUUCAAGUUGUUUUUUGUGUUUUUUAAUUUUGUUUGUGACUUGGGUUUUGUGUAAUUUUUGACGACUCUUCUUCUUCUUCUUCCUUUCGACAGCCACUCUGAGUUUGGAUUCCUGAAAACGAUCGGUUAAACUUUUCUUCAGGAUCGAAUCAGAUCUAUUCUCUGUCAUUUGGGUUUCUUUUCUUUUUUGUUUCUUUCAAAAAAUUUCCUAAUGGAUUAUGACGAUUUUGCUUUUCCACCACUGGGUUUUCUCUGCAAUUUCUAGCGUUUUUUUUCCUCUCCUUUCUCUUUUGUUUAUUGUCAGAGUCUGGAAGUGGAAUAAUAAACUUCCAUCGUAGAUCCGUUUCUGUUUCCAGAGUUCACUACUGAAAACGAGAACUACAAGCGUUUUUCUUUUUCAGAUUGUUUAUCGGGAAGAUAACCUUUCUCUCAAUCAAUCUUCGAUUCUUCUAAACAACUCUAAAAAUGGUUCGGUUGGAUUUAGAUGAUUUCCGAACUAUAUUAGAUACAGCCGGUGUCGAUGUUUGGACUUUCAUCGAUACAGCUAUGGAAGUCGCUUCAUUGGAUUAUGGUAAUCAAUUGAAGAAUCGGAGAGAUGGAAUCGUCGAGAGGCUCUAUGCGUUGACUUCGCCGCCGUCUCGAUGUCGGAACUGUGAUACGGAUCGCAACCAUGACGGUCGCUCUAAUGGCUGCGAAAUCAAACAGAGCCCCGGUGAGGUGAAGGGAGCUUCCCCUUCGACGCCGCAGUUUGUUGCAGUGGACGGAGAUGAUGAUGGAGUAGACCCACAUGGAGGUUUGUUUGAUGAUGAACAGAAGAAGGUUUUGGAAAUUAAGGAGCAGCUCGAAAUUCCUCACCAGCCUGAAGAUGGUUUGGUUGAACUGCUUCAAAACUUAGCAGACAUGGAUAUAACAUUCCAAGCUCUCAAGGAAACUGAUAUUGGAAGGCAUGUGAAUCGGUUGAGGAAGCAUUCAUCUAACGAUGUUCGACGAUUGGUGAAACAUCUUGUCAGAAAAUGGAAGGAGAUUGUGGAUGAAUGGGUCAGGUUGAAUCAGCCUGGGGAGCAAACAGCUACACUCUUAGCUGAUGGUGAUUCACCCCAGCAAAAAGCUCCUCAAAAUGGUUAUCAUCAGGUUCCUGAUUUUGCAUACUCUCCGAAUCCACACAAUGGAGGUUCUGGGUCUGAUCGAAAUAACUCAGAACCGGAACCGAAGGGAAAAUCCGUUCCAAGAAGAGAUGCUCCGCCUAAACCAGCACAACCAGCUCCAACAUCGUCUUUAACUCCUCAAAAUAGACAGAAAGAACAACAGAAAGAAGCAAAUUUUGAUUCCCAAAAGCUUGCAUCAGCUAGAAAAAGGCUUCAAGAGAAUUAUAAAGAAGCUGAAAAUGCUAAAAGGCAAAGAACAAUCCAAGUCAUGGACAUCCAUGAGAUCCCAAAGCCAAAGAAUGCCUUCUUCUCGAAGAACAAAGGCAGCGGCGGUGGUUCUCAAGGCAGACACUGGUGAUAUUUGGCAAUGCAGUAAAUGCAAACAUCUUCUAAAUUAGGUUCUCCGUAAUCGUCGAAUUGGUUUAUCAUCAUCCUUUCUAUUUGUUACAUCUUUUGAUCAUUAAAUUCUUAACUUCUCUAUCAAGUUUAAAGAGAAUCAAAUACUACUUUUCACGUAAAUUUUCUCUUAAUAAGCAAUGCUAAUACUGAUAUGUUGUUCAUCUA
Messenger RNA from Benincasa hispida (wax gourd), 2160 nucleotides. RefSeq names its product Transcription elongation factor (TFIIS) family protein. The record is from RefSeq and is a predicted model, not a curated record. NCBI's taxonomy places the organism in Eukaryota, Viridiplantae, Streptophyta, Magnoliopsida, Cucurbitales, Cucurbitaceae. Gene Ontology annotation, cellular component: nucleus.